UUAAUGUGUCGAUGUCGAAAUAAAUGAAAGCGCCUUCGCAGUAUGUGGCACCGUCACGUGUUUCCAGGGGAACAUAUUGGAGACGGACCCGUAAACACUGCGAGCGUGGUGCUCACGUUACUUCCGAGCGGCGCGGCUCGUUACCAGCGCUACUUGUACUUGUACGUGUAACGUGGGCAUGGGUCCGGGAAAUGUGAUAGUCCUAUUUAGCGAGCUCAAAACAGCACACGGAAGCCCAGCUGCUGCUGCUGCUUCGGUCGAUGUGGCGUCCACGAAUGCUCCCAUGUUAACGUAGCUAGCUCGACAGCCCAGCAUUUAGUGUAGAUAUGAAAUUACUCGUUCUUGCCUGUCUCAGCCCCAACACUGGGAACAACACCACAGCUGAGAGAAUCAGGUCCCACAUUGAAUCAGCAGGACACACGUGUGAGCUCAGAGAUGCAGCGGAAUUUCAGUCACCAACUGAGAUGGCAGACCUACUGUCUCAGACUCCUCCAUUUGAGGGAGCACUGGCCAUUCACCUUUUCAGAGCAGGCAGACUUCUCCUGGACAUCCAACUGCCCUUCGGCGUCAUCUUUGGCGGAACAGACAUAAAUGAAGAUGUGAAAGUUAAACCGAAGCGCGUGGUUAUGGAGCAGGUGCUACUGAAAGCCAGGUUCGCGGUUGCAUUUACCAGCAAACUGAAGGAAGAGGCAGAGUUAUUUUUGCUGUCUCAGAGCAGUAAAAUCUAUGUCCAACCCCAAGGCAUCCAGACAGAAGUGACUGAGAGAUUCUGCUGGACUGAAUUCCUGAGGAGCUCAGGUAUAAGCAGUGAGCAUGUGGAUGACCUGCGUGUCUUCCUGUUGGUCUGUGGCCUCAGAAAAGUCAAGGACCCCCUCUUUCUGGUGGAGGUAUUUUCAGAGUGGCAUUGUGAGAAUCUUCUAAAUGUGCUGAUCAUUAUUGGGCCAAAGAUUGAUCCUGUGUUUACUGUUGAAGUGGAAGCUGUUGUUAAAAGAACAGCAGGGGUCUUCUUGGCCCAGGAGAGGAGCCAACAGGAGCUUCAUGCUGCCAUGAAAAGGUGCUUUGCCAUGGUCAACAGCUCCAUCUCAGAGGGCAUGUCAGCAGCCAUCUUGGAGGCCAUGGAUCUCGGGGUACCUGUGGUGGCCAGGGACAUUCCAGGAAAUUCGUCCGUGGUGCAGCAUGAUGUCACGGGUCUGCUGUACUCUACUCCUCAGGAAUUCGUUCAUCAAUCUCAGCGGCUAUUAUCAGACCAUGAGCUGAGAGGGAGAGUGGUGCACAAUGGAAAACUCUAUGUGGAAGAGCAUCACAGCUUGAAACGGGAAAGAGAAACCUACCAGCGUCUGGUGGGCACUCUGAACUAAGGUCACCAAGUUCAGCUCCACCUUCUAUAUUUUCUCAGGAAUUUCAGUGACAGGGAAUUACACUGAUCUAUCUACAAGGCACAGCUAUAAUUUUCACAGGUGUCCUCUACAAAAUAAUCCUGUUUCAGCUGCAUUACCAGAUUGGAAUUACUCAGCAGAGCACGUUGAACUAAUGACCUACAGUAGAAAGGAUUGUUUGUCUUGUUAUAAUAUAUUUGAUGUACUGUAUGUGAAAUUGAUGAUUUACUGUUAUUUAUGGUGUAGUACAAAUAUCGGAAAGGUCAAUGGUUUUACUUAAUAAAAAAAGUAUACAACUCCACUGGUUUUUUUUAUACUCGUUGGUGAAAUGUGGUUGUAUAAUUAUCAUUCAGUCAACUGAGACAAAAAAAAUGUUUGUAAUCGCUUGUUUUACCAACAGCAUAAAUUCUUGAAGUGCCAUUAAAUCUUGAUAUUUCUCUCAAAGGCAGUGUAGGAUCAGCUAUUAUGCUAUUGCAAAAAAAUGUGUCCAGUGUUGCUAUCUCCUCCAGGCUGUAUUCUACCAUAUUCAUUUUUAAUAAAGUGCAAUGUUUGGGUUGUACAGAUUCCAGACACUAGCAAGAACUCAAUUUGUUCAAAGGGCAAAGGGGCACAAAAGGUUAUUGUAAUUUGCCAUUCCAAAGGUUGAUAUUGGCAACAUUGGGGCAUUGGCGUGUAAGUAAAACAUGAUUGUUCUCUCAAAUCUUUAGCACUAUGUCACACUUUUGAUACAACUGUAAAACAAAAUAUAGACAUCAGUAUCUGACCUCUGCAUACUGUUACCAUAUGCCAUAUGCACCCUUACAACAACAAAAGGCAACAUUCUGUGUUUUAAUGAAAAAAUAAAAUUUAAAAUGAAUCAACUUA
Scophthalmus maximus (turbot) is the source of this 2240-nucleotide messenger RNA. RefSeq names its product glycosyltransferase 1 domain containing 1 (gene glt1d1). The record is from RefSeq and is a predicted model, not a curated record. The coding region runs from base 327 to 1358 and encodes 343 amino acids. NCBI's taxonomy places the organism in Eukaryota, Metazoa, Chordata, Actinopteri, Pleuronectiformes, Scophthalmidae. Gene Ontology annotation, molecular function: glycosyltransferase activity. The transcript has 12 exons.